AUGACCCUCCGCAUCCAAAUGGUCAAUAAGUCAUUUGCCAUGAUCAUCAAUGUAUAUGCACCAACUCCUGACACUGAAGAACAGAAGGAAUCCUUCUACACUGACCUUGAUAAAAUUUUAUCAUCCAUUCCAAAAAGAGAUAAUGAAUCCACCAAAGAGCGCUGGAAGGAACACUACCAAAAGCUUCUAAAUAGAGAAUCGACUGUGACUGACGACACCAUCGACUCCAUCCCUCAGCAUCCAAACUGGAAAACUCUUGCCAACCCACCAACACCUGAGGAGGUCUGCGAAGCAAUUAAACAAACUAACAAUAAAGCACCAGGUCCUGAUGGCAUACCAGCUGAAGUACUGAAAGUGGGAGGAGAAACACUGCCCAACAAGCUUCACUUGCUGCUCCUCAAAAUCUGGCGCUCUGAAGAAAUUCCUGCCGACUUACGUAAGGCUAACAUCGUCACCAUUUUCAAAAAGGGAGACAGAGCCGACUGUGGCAACUAUCAAGGCAUUGCCCUCCUGUCCAGCACUGCGAAGAUUCUUGGUGGAAUCUUUCUGAAUCGCCUGCUCCCUCUUGCAGCGCAACUGAGGACUUCUCAUCAAUUUAUAUAAUGGCAUAAUAUUUUCCGUAUUAUUCUCUAUCCCCUUCUUAAUACAGCCUAACAUCAGCAGUGGCCUGAGUAUGUUCAGCAGAAGAGGCUCUCCCCCAGUUUUCAGAAGAUGAGAUCAGAUAUGAUAGACAGCAACAACACCAAAUCUAGUGCCCCCCUCCUGGAUCAAAGGCACUUGAGGAUGGUGACUAAAGAUGGACACAGCACACUACAGAUUGAUGGCACCCAAAGGAAAGGUCUGGCAUACCUACGAGAUGCUUGGGGAAUACUAAUGGACAUGCGCUGGCGAUGGAUGAUGCUAGUCUUUGCUGCUUCUUUUGUCAUCCACUGGCUAGUCUUUGCAGUGCUCUGGUACCUCCUGGCUGAGAUGAAUGGGGACCUGGAGUUGGAUCAUGAUGCCCCACCUGACAACCAUACCAUUUGUGUUAAGUACGUCACCAGCUUUACAGCUGCUUUCUCCUUCUCCCUGGAGACACAGCUCACUAUUGGUUAUGGCACCAUGUUCCCAAGUGGGGACUGUCCUAGUGCUAUCGCCCUGCUUGCCAUACAGAUGGUCCUGGGGCUCAUGUUGGAGGCCUUCAUCACAGGUGCUUUUGUGGCAAAGAUUGCCCGUCCAAAGAAUCGAGCAUUCUCCAUCCGCUUUACUCAUUCUGCAGUAGUGGCACACACAGAGGGCAAGCCAUACCUUAUGUUCCAGGUGGCCAACACUCGUCCCAGCCCACUCACCAGCGUUCGGGUUUCAGCUAUUCUUUACCAAGAACAGGAGAAUGGUCAGCUGCAUCAAACGAGUGUGGAUUUCCACCUGGACAGUAUCACGUUUGAGGAGUGUCCAUUCUUUAUCUUUCCACUGACCUACUACCACUCCAUUACCCCAUCUAGUCCUCUAGGUGUUCUCCUCCAAGGGGAUACCCCUCGCCAUUUUGAGCUAGUAGUCUUCCUCUCAGCAAUGCAGGAAGGCACAGGGGAAACAUGUCAGAGGAGGACAUCCUACCUCCCAUCUGAGAUCAUUCUACACCAUCGCUUUGCUUCUAUGCUGGCCCGAGGUGCCAAAGGGGAAUAUCAGAUCAAGAUGGAGAAUUUUGACAAGACUAUUCCAGAGCUCCCAGCUGCAGCAGACUCUAAGAGUCCAAAGAGGACUGACAUGAAGAUCCGCAUCAAUGGACAGCACACUGACAGCUUCCAGAUUUCUGAGACUGGUCUGAUAGAAUAG
Molecule: messenger RNA, 1812 nt
Organism: Terrapene triunguis (Three-toed box turtle)
Lineage: Eukaryota; Metazoa; Chordata; Testudines; Emydidae
Gene: KCNJ13
Product: potassium voltage-gated channel subfamily J member 13
Exons: 5
Biological process (GO): potassium ion import across plasma membrane; regulation of monoatomic ion transmembrane transport
Cellular component (GO): plasma membrane
Molecular function (GO): inward rectifier potassium channel activity
Source: RefSeq, a predicted model, not a curated record